This is a messenger RNA of Lentinula edodes (shiitake mushroom), 2518 nucleotides long. RefSeq lists its product as uncharacterized. Gene Ontology annotation, molecular function: sequence-specific DNA binding; zinc ion binding. The coding region runs from base 70 to 2412 and encodes 780 amino acids. Gene Ontology annotation, biological process: regulation of DNA-templated transcription. The transcript is spliced from 4 exons. NCBI's taxonomy places the organism in Eukaryota, Fungi, Basidiomycota, Agaricomycetes, Agaricales, Omphalotaceae. The record is from RefSeq and is a predicted model, not a curated record.
CCAGUUGCCACUUGUUUUACACUAGUGCUCGUCGUCGAUUUGUGCUGAGCUGCUACAGGACCUGCGAUAAUGGCCCUCAUAAAAGAUUCAUCUGAGCGUGAAUCCAGACCGCCGUCAGGACAAUCCAACAAAACUGGCUCUCGACGUCCUUCUCCAGCCAGAGGGGUUACUCCGCCGUUGAACGCAACGGAGACUCUCGCAUCUUUGAGGGGAAAUGAGGCCAGCGCUCAGCAAAAAGAUGCCGAAGUAGGCAGCCGGACUAAGUCCAAAACUCCGCCAGGACCUCAGCCAACAUACCAACAGCACUAUUAUCCUUACCCCCCGCCCCCUCCUCCGCCACAUAUGUAUUCUGUCUCUCCUUAUGAAAGCAGUUGGGGUCGAAUGAUGCCUCCACCACUACCACCUGCUUCCGGAGACCGUGGCAGAGAUCCUCGAGGCUCAGAAUCACCUGUGGCCGGAGGCUCGCCUGGCUAUCCACAGUCGGGCAUGCCUGGAUACCCUCAUCCUCAUCACCACCAUCAUCAUCAUCAAGGUCACCAUCCCCAUCCUCAUGAUCCUUAUCCUCCUCUUCCGCAUCAUUAUGCCCACUCGGCUUACCCGUAUGGCAAUCCAAAUGGCCCACACAUGCCUGUAUACCCAGUACAGACCAGUUACACUUACAAUCCUGCUGGUGUUACUGCCUACGGCUCUCACCCUCCUCCUUAUAGUGGCCCUGGGGGGCAUGGGACUGUAGGAAGCAAUUACAGCCAUAAUGGAGCAGAGCCGAUGAAUAUGCCUCCCUCCUCCGAAUCCGAUAGCAAUAUCCACUCCAUCGGCCCUGGCGCCCCUCCUUCCGUUCCUGGGAAUGGAUUUGCUGCAAUUACUGCCACACUCACCCCUACUCCGAUCCCAGAAUCUGAGAUCAUAUAUACUGAAGAUGCUGCGACCAAGGUGACAGAUCGGAUUCGAAGAAGAUGCUAUAAUUGCUACACCAGUGAUACCAGUACUUGGAGGCGAAGUAAUCUUGCUGUAGGAAAAGUGCUAUGCAACAAAUGCGGUUUGUUCGAACGAACUCAUUCUCGUCCUCGUCCAGAACAAUUUCCUCACAAACGGACAUCGUUGGGCGGAGAGGGCGAAGGAGGCAACCAGUCUCCUUCAUCACCAUCCUACUCACUUACUCCUGUGCCGUCUCAAUCACCCUUGCACUCUCAAGAUACAUCAUCGAGACCGGUCCUCCCUCAUAGGGAGAGUAUCGGUCCUACAAAGAGGAACAAGAAAGCCAAACUUGGUCAUGAUAAACCAGAGUCUGAUUCGAAAGCUCAAAGUAUCGCUCCCGUCCCUACUUCAUCUUCUGGCGGCCCUCCUGGCCCAGUCUCAGCUUUACAUGUUCCCUCUCAGGCCAAUGGUUUAGUGUUACCUACUUCAGACACACCUUCCAAUUCCCAUCACUUACCUGUCGGCCUAGCCAAUCUUACCCAUCCUCACCCGCCUCAACAUCAGCCAUACUAUGGAAACCAACCCAAUAGCUCACCCCAUCCAUCUUCUUAUCCGACUCAUCCUAGCCAUUCUUCUCACACAAUGUAUGCUGGUGGUGCUUUUGGUGUUCCCUUGCAAUAUAAUGGGUACCCAAGUAGUAAUGGUUUUGCCCUUCCACCUAUCGGAGGGCCUGCGUUGAAUGGAUACGAGUACACGCAGCCCCACAACCAUUCUCACCAACAGCAGCAACAACAUUCUGGCCCGCCUCCGCCACAAAGAGCAAGUGCCCCUGUAUCAGGUUUGCAAGGCCUGCUCAAUGGCGUCGAUGGCCGUGGAAGGGACAGCCGUGAAUCGUCUGCUCCCGCUCCAUUCCGAAAAUCAUCAGACGUACCCAUCGACCCUUCGUUGAGCCAAAGCAAUGACGGCAUGAAGGAAAACGACCAGGACAAUAGUCCUUCUCGCAGGAAUAUUGCGAAAGAAUUGGACGUGUCUCCUUCAGAGAAGUCGGGCGACCUACAGGUAAAAUCCAAGUCUACAACUUCAAAAUCUCCUACGAAAUCCUCUACCGGCACUCGCGUCCCUCGUAAAUCUGGGAAACCCCAUGAUGAAUCUCUGGAUUCCCAUACUCCUCGACCAAAUGGCGUCGGAAAGGCUACUACUCAAAGAGACGCUUCGCCCGAAUCAGCGUCAGAUUAUCACUCUUCGUUGUCUGAUGGUAAUUAUCCCGGUAAUGCUGAUGAAGAAGAAGCAAGUGGGAGUGGAGAUGACUAUACUUCAGAGGGCGACGAUGACGACGGAAGUGGUGAUUAUAAAAUCAGUGGAAGCAGAGGUACGAAAGGUAGAAGGGGGAGACCUGUCCGUUCGGUUGCAAAGAGACAAACCAGGAUGGGCAGCGGUGCUGUCGGGGGCAAGAGGAAGAGGAGCUUGAGGGGUUCUAGUCCCGCCGGCGACGACUGAUUCAGCUUUCUUUUUUUUUCUUAUCUAUGGUCGCUUGCUGCUAUGUCCCCGUUCUUUCUGUUAUUGAUGGUUUCAGUGAUGUCGGUGAACAUUCUUCAAUGUUGUU